Coccinella septempunctata (seven-spotted ladybird) is the source of this 2544-nucleotide messenger RNA. RefSeq lists its product as uncharacterized. The transcript is spliced from 3 exons. The coding region runs from base 503 to 1918 and encodes 471 amino acids. Lineage: Eukaryota; Metazoa; Arthropoda; Insecta; Coleoptera; Coccinellidae. The record is from RefSeq and is a predicted model, not a curated record.
GGAACGUACCGUGAGGCGAUUCUGUUUACCCAUGUUGUGUUAUCAACACAUGAACCACUUGAAGAUUAAAUGAAAUUUAAUACGAGAUUCUUAUACAAUUAUUUUAAUAAAAUUGACGAUAUUCAAUCCGAUGAAAUACGAGGCUUGACAAAGAAUCACAACCGAUUCGAAACGUUGGCGAUGUAUUAAAAGGAUAACGAAUAAAAAUUUGUCCAAAUUCCUGCUAAAAUUAUUUUAAUGUUUAUAAUAUGGACGUCACCAAUAAUCGAAAUUUGAUACCAGGGGGAGUCACAUCAGACAUACUUACGAUGAUGAUGUGUUUUCUCGAUGCAAAAAUAUUGUCAAUUUGAACAGGAAACUGGCGUCACUGAGUAACAGAGUGAUUUUCCUGUUGCAAUGCAGAUCGAAAGAGGUAUUCCCAUAACAUAUAAUAGAUAAUAUCAGACAGGUUUAUACACUAGAACUAGAGGAACAUCCUUAUUCAUAUUUGGUUGACAGGACCAUGAAAAAGUUCCGUAAGUCAAUUUUGAAUAUAGAAAUCAAGAUAUCCAUUUGGGAAAGAGAUAACACCGAACAAAAACUGAGAAAAGCGCAAGAAUGGGUGGUAGACAAAGUGAACAGUACCACAUAUAGUGCGAUUACCAACGCAGGAAUCAGAAAUUUUCAGAAAGUAUUCCAGAGAGUCAAAACCGAAAAUAUUAAAAAGCUCGAUAGACUAAUUGUAGACCAGAGACACUCGAUGGGUGCUACACAGUCAGACCGAUUUGUGAACAAUUACACCGACAUCGCGAUCCCUGAAGGGGUUAAACUAAUUUUGGGACUCGGACCGAAACAUGGGAUUAUACCUGAUCACAUUCCAAAACUACAACUAAUCAAAGAUAUAGAGAAUUUCACACAAACAACGUUUCAAGAUGAGGAUGAGAGAAACCAGGUCAGAGGAAGAUGCGUUGGAAUAAUCAACAACUUUGUGAGAAUGAACCGACAACCCAAGGACCCAUUCAGACAACACUUUAUACGAACUGGAAGAUUCAUCAAGGAACACCCGGAAAUAAUCAUAGGAAACUCAGAUAAAGGUAACACCACGGUAAUAAUGUAUAAAGACGAAUAUGUUACAGAGGCUAAAAAAAUGCUGAAUGAUGGAGCAACAUACAAGGCAUUACCAUCUGACCCAACCAAAAGAAUUCAGAACAGAAUUAAUAAUUACUUAAAACUACUCAAGAAAGACUCGAUCAUAACAGAAUCACAGUACAAGAUGCUAAUAUCGUAUAAUAAUGUAGCACCGAAAAUAUACUUCCUUAGGAAAACCCAUAAAAGAGAAGUAAAAUUAAGACCUGUAGUUAGUAGCAUAAAAUCCCCCAGCUACAAAAUUGCAAAAUUCCUACACGAAAUACUCAGUGAUGUUCUAUCAACCUCAGUGUUCGAUGUUAAAAACUCAUUCAUGUUGGUUGAAGAACUGAAAUCAACAGUAGUACCGGAUGGUUAUGAAUUAGUGUCACUAGAUGUAAUUUCUUUGUUUACAAACAUUCCGAAAGAAUUGGUCAUCAAAACAAUCAAAGAUAAAUGGCACUAUAUUAAAAACUUCACGAAUUUGAGAAGGAAAGAAUUUGUUCAUCUUGUAGAUUUAUGUUUUGAAGGAGGGUACUUUGUUUUUGAGGGUGUUUUUUAUGAUCAAAUAGAGGGUACAGCAAUGGGUUCCCCGGCGAGCUCGACAUUUGCGAAAUUAGUUAUGCUCGCUUUAUUUACAUAUGUGAUAUCAAAGUUGAAUUUCCAUAUCCCUCUAAUAAAACUCUAUGUUGAUGAUACAUUACUAUUGAUACCUAAAGAAAAAAUUGAAGAGACUCUGAACGUUUUCAACUCAUUCCACCAGAAAAUAAGGUUUACCCUAGAAAGAGAAAGAACCAGAGUAUUCCAUUUUUAGACAUAUUAAUCAUCAGAGAGAAAAAUAGAUUGAGAACAAAUUGUUACAUGAAGCCGAUCAACACAGGUAGAUGCGUAAAUUUCCAUUCCAAUCACAGCUUCUCGCAAAAGAUGAAUAUAGCAGGAAAUUUGAUAAAUAGAGCGGUUUCUCUGAGCGAUGAGGAAUAUAGAAUAAAUAACUUGAAGAAAGUGACUGAAAUCCUGAAACAGAACAACUAUCCAACAUACUACAUAAAAACCUGUAUAAACAUCUACAAUUGAGCUAAGCGUAUUAUCAGAUCGAACAUCGACACAGACGUAGAGACGGUGAGCACAUCACAGAGCACCUUUACAUCACAACAUAUAACAACUAAAAAAUAUUUCAAACUAGUAUUUUAUCCUACAUUGUCAUAUAAGAUUGAAAGAAUUUUCCGCGAAUACAAUGGUGCUGCAGCAUUCUAUAAUGUUCUCAAUAAUAAGAUGAAAUUUUACACAAAACUAAAAGAAAGAACACCAAUUUUACAGCAAUCAGAAAUUGUUUAUAAAAUAGAAUGCAAUAACUGCACAAAAUGCUACAUAGGCCAGACAAAGCAACUACUACAGGAGAGGAUAAGACAACAUAAAAAUGAUGCAGAAAAAUCUCACAUA